AUGUACAAAUUCCAUGCAGGUAAUUUGGGGAAAAAUGGUGGUUUUGAAGUUGGUCCACAUGUAUUCAAGAACUUCUCGACAGGGAUCCUCGUUCUCCCCAAAAGACCAGACUUAUAUUCACCAAUUCCAGGAUGGAUUGUUGAAUCCUCAAAACCAGUAAAAUACAUCGACUCGAAGCAUUUCAACGUCCCGUCAUGGCGCGCUGCAGUCGAGUUCGUUGGAGGGAGAGAAACUGCCAUUGCACAAAUCAUAAGGACAGUGCCCAACAAAUUCUACAACCUCACAUUCACCAUUGGUGAUGCGAAAAAUGGCUGCCAUGGAUCAAUGACAGUGGAAGCUUUUGCUGGCAAACAGACUGUAAAAGAGCCAUUUACUUCUCAAGGGAAAGGUUGGUUUAAGACAGCAAGUCCUAGGUUUCAAGCAGUUUCGGACAGAACAAGGAUAACAUUUUUUAAACCGAUUUUAUCACACAAAGAUACACGACUUUGGACAUAUUUGUCGCUCUGUCUUGAAUGA
This is a messenger RNA of Fraxinus pennsylvanica, 516 nucleotides long. The record is from the annotation of a GenBank genome assembly. NCBI's taxonomy places the organism in Eukaryota, Viridiplantae, Streptophyta, Magnoliopsida, Lamiales, Oleaceae.